UCCUUCUACAAUUGAUUAGCCAAGCCUGUGUAUUGCAAAUGCUACUGAUGGGCUGGACAGUACAUCUCUGGUGAGAGAGAGAGAGAGAGAGAGAGAGACAGACAGAGAGGGUGCCAGUCUACAGAGUGCAGGAUCUCCAGGCGAGAGACAGACAGAGAGGGAUUGAAGACUGGAAUGAAUGCAAAGCUGCAACAACUUGGAACAAUGCUACACUGGGACAGCUCUCCCCUUGCUAGCACCAGGGCUGUCCGAAGCCUCAACUCCACAUGCGGCUAGCCCUCUGAUUGAAUGAAGAACCAGGGAAUGACAUCCCGCUAGAGACCUGUGCGAGGAAGCGGGGGCAUGGGGCAGUGCUGUUGCAGAGAGAGGAACAAACCACCCCAGCAACCAAAAGGGGGUGCUGGGGACCGGGACCGGGACCGGAUGGCUGUCAAUCAUGAAGCAUUUCUUCUUAUGGCCAACUCCCAGAAUGACAUGGAGGAUUGGGUGAAAGCCAUUAGGCGAGUGAUAUGGGCUCCAUUUGGUGGAGGUAUAUUUGGACAGCGUUUGGAAGACACAGUCCAGUACGAGCGCAAGUUUGGAAAGCGGCUCGCUCCCUUAUUAGUGGAACAGUGUGUGGAUUUUAUCAGAGAGCAUGGCCUCACUGAAGAGGGCUUAUUCCGCAUGCCUGGGCAAGCCAACCUGGUCAAAGAACUCCAGGAUUCUUUCGAUUGUGGAGAAAAGCCUCUCUUUGACAGAAACACUGAUGUCCACACGGUUGCAUCUUUGCUGAAGCUAUACCUGAGGGAGUUACCUGAGCCAGUGAUCCCAUUUGCUAAGUAUGAAGACUUCCUGUCAUGUGCACAACUGUUGGCUAAGGAUCAAGAAGAGGGUGUCCAGGAACUGAUCAAACAGGUCACUAAUCUGCCUCAGGCCAAUUACAAUCUCCUGAAAUAUAUCUGCAGGUUUCUUGAUGAAGUUCAAUCUUAUUCAAGUGUAAACAAAAUGAGUGUCCAAAACCUCGCAACCGUCUUUGGACCAAAUAUUUUGCGUCCAAAACUGGAAGACCCAGUAACUAUUAUGGAAGGUACCUCUCUGGUGCAGCAUUUAAUGACCGUGUUGAUCAGUGAACAUGACAGACUUUUCCCCAUUAGUCACAGUGAUAUACUGACCCCUCAGCUCGAAGUGACGUCGGUGGGCAAGCGCUGCCUGGUGGAGUGGGUGUCCGAGGAAGAGAGCGGAGAGACAAAGAUGGACAAUAACCAAAUGGGGAGCAUCUGCAACAGCGCAGCCUCGCUGGAUGUGAACAUCAGCACUCCUGUGACUGUCUCCAAAAAUGCAACUCAGGAACAAAUUGACAAACAGGUUCCUAUGAGCACCAGCCCAAGCAGAAAACUUCAGACACUCCCUGGAUGGAAAUAUUCAUUCAAACAGACUGGGGGGAGGUCCAGCAAUGCCAAACUCGGUGGUUCGACUUUAGAUAUUCCUCAUUUAACAGCCAGUGGGAAUUGGCUGAUGAAUGGAUUAUCGUCCCUCAGAGGACACAGAAGGACUUCCUCUGGGGAAAGAGUCAAAGAAACAGGCUCAUCACGCCUGUCGACAUACGACAAUGUCCCAUCAUCAAGCCUUUCCUUGAGCGUUGGGGACAGGCAGAGCAUCGCGAGUACCACCUGGUCAACAUCGUCCUGUGAGAUUUCAGUGGUUGAUUCCGGCAGCUCCGCGGUUUGCCAUGAGAGUGACUCUUCGGUGCUCAACUGCACAAAAACGGACUGGCCUGUGCAGGUCACCCAGCCACAGGAGGAAACGGAGAAGCUGGAGACCGACAGUAGGAUCGAGCAGCUUGACGUGUGCAUCAGCAGCAUGAGCUGUAGUGAGAACAGUGACUUGGUCACUGCAUCGAAUGACUCGGUCACCUGUUCGAAAGCACUUCAAAGUCUGGUGACAGAGCUCAAGUCAGAACUGACCAAACAAAGGGCAGAGUACGAAACCAGGAUUAAAAGGCUUGAAGGAUCAAGCACAGAGCUAAGAUUACAAGUGAACAGACUGGAAGAGGAGUUGGACCAAGGGAAGAAGAAAUACACCAUGCUUGAAAUAAAGAUGCGCAAUGCAGAACGGGCACGCGAAGACGCAGAGAAGAGAAACCAGCUUCUGCAGAAGGAGAUGGAGGACUUCUUUGCCACAUUAGGAGACUUGACACUGGAAGCCAAGGAAGCCAAACCCAAAUAGCAAAAUGUUGCUUUCCUGUUCUUAAAACUGCAAUGUGCAAGACCACAAAGACACCGUUUACACUUCAUUGACAUUUUAUAAGGAACGUAUGAAAUUUAUUUUUAAUGUUAUGGAUUAAUGUGUUGUGAGUAUUAAUAGACAAUUCCAUUUUGUACUACCUGUGUUCUUCAUGUUGGAAAGGCUUGUAGCUCCCACAGGUUGUUUACAUAUUCACUUCCUGAAAAGCAUCUUUGGCUAAUUGCUUUGUCUUCAGGUUUAUCUCCAGGCCAGGGAGUGUGCCACCCUCUAUACCAUGCACAUUUGAGAAACAGUGGUGUAAUCUGAUGGGGCGAGACCACUCAUUUGGUCCCAAGGGUCUGGCAGGAGCUGCCUUUGUGUGCUUUCACAUUUUGGGUGGACUCAAAAUAAUGUCCAUGAUAUUUGCACAGACUAUCGGACUGGUCAGUCCUUCACUCUUAGAGCCCAAGACAUCAUGUUUGUAUCCAAUUCAGCAACUACCAGUUUAUUUUAAAAGCUACCAGUUUAAGACAGACUGGACCAAUGGUAACAGGAAACCUUUCUGUAGGUAUGCACAAAUUACAAACUUACCAUCACUGUCACCUCAGUGCCAAGUUUAACUGGAAGUUUGUUCUCUGUUAGCCAUAAAAGAUUAGAAAUUAAUCUGAAAAGGACUGAAGUCUAGCAAAUUGUACAGGAACUUUAUUAAGUGUAUUCUGCACUAGUUAUGCUGUGCAAGUCUGCCUCCUGGAGGUGUGCAUGCGCAUUCACUAAAUUUGAUUUGAGUGCAGUUUUAUCUGAAUGUUUGUAUCAGUAAGAAGCUGAUGUCAUUUGGCAUUGACAGUAAUGAUGAGAAGUUGAGAUUGAGCCCAAUCUGUAGAGGCAGAGAUUGAGGAGAGGAAAGCAAUACGAAGAUCAGCUGACUGGGCUAGGAACCGAAACAAAACACCAUCUCAGUAAGUCACGAAAAUGCCUCUGUGAAAUGAUGCCUGAAUUCAGCACGGUGGCACAGUGGUUAGCACUGCUGCCUCACAGCGCCUGUAGACCCGGGUUCAAUUCCCGACUCAGGCGACUGACUGUGUGGAGUUUGCACGUUCUCCCCGUGUCUGCGUGGGUUUCCUCCGGGUGCUCCGGUUUCCUCCCACAGUCACAAAGAUGUGCGGGUCAGGUGAAUUGGCCAAGCUAAAUUGCCCAUAGUGUUAGGUAAGGGGUAAAUGUAGGGGUAUGGGUGGGUUGCGCUUCGGCGGGUCGGUGUGGACUUGUUGGGCCGAAGGGCCUGUUUCCACACUGUAAGUCUAAUCUAAAAAAUGGCCCCUCUUUGUAGGGUUCUGGUGGCACAGUGGUAGUGUCCCUACCCCUGAGGCAAAAGCCCAUUUUCAAAUCCAACCUGUUUCUAAGGGAUGUCAUAAAGAUGUCUGAACGGAUUGAUUUAAAAAAAAAUCCAAAUUGCUACUCUUGUUCUCUGCUUUCCUCCCACAGUCCAAAGGUGUGUAGGUUAGGUAGAUUGGCCAUGUUAAAUUUCCCCUAGUGUGCAGGCUUGGUGGGUUAGCCAUGGGAAAUAGAGUUACAGAGUUAGGAUGGGCCUGGCUAGGAUUCUCUUUGGCGGAGCGUUGUGGACGCAAUGGGCCGAAUGGCCUGUAGGAAUUCUAUGAAGCAAGGACUAGCUUUUUUGAAAAAGGACAGUAGAUCUGAAGGGAAAAGGUAGAAGUCGAUCAUAAAUUGCUAACUGAAACAUAAUAAGUAUUCCAUUUACAAGUCACAAUGCAGAUUAUCAGAAAUGAAAUGCAUUACUGAGUCCUGUGUAGUGUUAGAGUGUCAAGCCAACAUCAUUUCACCCACAUCUGAUGAUUAUUGUGCAGGAGACAUGACGUAGAAUGGCUCACACAAGAACUAUCACCUUUCACUUGCUAGGUUGGAGGAUGGUGCUCAAAAUACAGACCAACCCUCAAAUUCUAAUUAGGUUUCUCCUACUGUAUAUGGAACUAUGUUUUAACACUCCUUGUGAUAAUGCAUUGACUGUCAUUUUGAACUCUCCUGAGACAAGACCAGUCUGUAAACUGCAACCCAGUUGUGCUGGGUGUGUUUAACUCCUUUGACAGUGCAUUCCAAAAAUUUGACACUGUCACCCAACAUUUCAACCUACUUCAGAGUCACUCUGGCCAUCCUGCUGAAUUCCACACACUGCAUCAAAAUGAUGGUGCUCUCCUCAGACAUAAGACACCUUUGGCACAAUUCCUCUUAUUGUAGGAGAGGCUGUCUUUUCCUGUUUACAGCGAAUUUUCACAUCAGUAAAAAAAAAAGCCAUAUUCCAACGAUAAAAGUGUUUGGAAAAAAAAAAUCCAGCUUGGCGAUGGCCACAGAACAACAGGUGCAUUUUCCAUUUUUUUUGACAGCUGAGAAAACGGCUUGUGAUUUAUUCCAAUUUACAUAAUCCAAAUGUUCCAAACUUCUUGUAUCUAUGCCAACCAUAGUGCUACAGUGCAGCAUUACAUUGUUAUUAAUUAUCACCAUGGUUAAUUAAUGGUGUUUCAACAAAACUCCACAGAAGGACUGAAUGAUUCAAUUACUAGCUAGCAUCCACGUCAAAAUAGUCUAUUUAUUGUUGCAAUCCUCACCAUAACUACAGGAACAAGUUAGAAGUAGAUCAGAAUGGUUGAAAAAUGGAUGUUAUCCUGUAUAUCAGGUAUAUGUUUAGAUUCUGUACUGCACAGAAAGAGAUCCUUCUUAUAAAAGGUGUUUUUCACACUGUCAAUUAAACAAACUCUUGUCCUCAAUUAUUGCUAUGAUGUUACCUUUUAGGUGGGGGAACCUGUUUGAAAGGCAAGUGCUUCAAGUGACAACACAAUUGUGCAAAUAAACUAACAAACAUGCCAAGAAACAUUCAGUGAAAACAUCUGAAACUUUAGCUUGAGAGAGAGAUGAGGAAUUGGAAUGCAAAUGGGAAAAAUAGAAGAAGUCUUUAAUAUGAAACAGGUUCACCGUGACACGUUGAGUCUAAUAUUGGGUGGAAAGUCCACCAAAUCAGCUUCUUAUCCAUGAGGUUUUGUUCUGGCACAGAUUGCGCUAGGCUUUAUCAUUGGCACCACUCACUGGUGGAAGUAGUCCGCUAACUGCAAUUUGUCUCCACAUACCCAGUCACCGGAUAGAGACCUCACGGAAUACUGUCCCAACAAGGAAACCAACUGUAGCAAUUUGUGACAUUUGUAUAAAUCUACAUUUACUGAACAAAAGUUCAGCUUACUUUAUUUUGUCUUUCAGCUCACCUCUGCUGCCAAAGACCAUUACUCACGUAAUGAGUGAAAAGAUAGAUUUUAGGUUCUUCAAUUACACAGUACAAUAUAAUCAAGGCCAAUCCCAUUCAGGCCUCAAAUCUAUUUCCAAUCUCCAUUACUUUGGACUCUAGUGUAUGGGACGGAGGCCUUGAUGAAGUCUUCGCUGCAUUCUUCACUGGAUAUUUAAAUAAAAUGACAGGGACACAAACAACUUGUGGGAGUGUACAAUAUCAGUGUUAGCACAGAAAUAAAACCCCUUGUCUUCACUGAGUACCAGUUAUUUACAUUCUGUUUACGUUUGGAAACGAUCUGACAAGAAUGCUGGAUAACAUGUAGCUUAAAUCCAUUAGCAAUGCAGAAUUCCAUUACAUGUUUGUGUAUAAACUCAGGACAGUGGUGGUGCUGUGUCUUUUGCUUUUUCUGGACAGGCUGACUGUUGAAGCAGCUGUAUAUCACAUAAAUACAGCAACUAAAAAGCAGACUAUUUACCUGCUGGUCUGAAAAUAGGACAUGUAACUACGCAGAUGCAGUGACAACAGUAUUAAUGUAUAUAUAUGCCUUAUUUUUGAAGAUUAAAUCGCUAAUCAUUGGGACGGCAAGAUAUCCAAUUUUUGUGCCUUGUGGACCCAUGUUUGCAGAUGACUUACAAACCAUUCCCCACAGUCCAUGCAUUUAUCUCUUAAAAUAAUGAAGUUGUCUUUGAAAAUAAGGCCUGUACUGAGCAUCAAUAAAUUAUUGCUUGAAGCGUGAACGAAUUUGCACAUACAGUUUGAAGUUCGAGCAUGUCUUUUGCGAGACAUUUCAGAUUUUUAAAUGUCCAACCAAUGUUAUUGAUGUAUUUCAUUGUUUUUUGCACUAUUUGAAAAUG
Hemiscyllium ocellatum (epaulette shark) is the source of this 6342-nucleotide messenger RNA. Its product is annotated as rho GTPase-activating protein 22-like. The transcript has 8 exons. The coding region runs from base 343 to 2205 and encodes 620 amino acids. The record is from RefSeq and is a predicted model, not a curated record. Gene Ontology annotation, molecular function: GTPase activator activity. Gene Ontology annotation, cellular component: focal adhesion. Gene Ontology annotation, biological process: signal transduction; activation of GTPase activity. Lineage: Eukaryota; Metazoa; Chordata; Chondrichthyes; Orectolobiformes; Hemiscylliidae.